AUGAUGAUGAUCCAAGAAAUGAAAAGGUGUUUGCCUGAAGAGAAAAGGAGCUCCAGCAAGCCCAGUACCAUCAGUGCUCUCAACUACGCCUUGCAGUGUGUCCAACAGAUCCAAGCAAACAACGACUUUUUCCAGGCUCUGAAUGACCGAAGAGUGUUUCAGACAGAUGCGAUAACAUACAGCAUUGAAGAGUUGGUGGCAGUUGCAUCUGAACACACUCCAAAAAACACUGACACGUUUGUGGCUGUGUUUUCCUUGCUUUCUGGACGCAUAGUACAUAUUUCUGAGCAGGCAGCAUCCAUUCUAAACUGUAAGAAGAAAGUGUUGGACUCCUCCCGGUUUGUAGAGCUGCUUGUCCCUCAAGAUGUGAGUGUGUUCUACACACACACUGAUCAGUCCCACCUGCCGCUUUGGAACAUGGAAAGUCAAACAGCUUCUCUGUAUGAAUAUGCCCAGGUGAAAUCCUUCUUCUGCAGGAUCAGGGGUGGUAAAGAUCAAGAACAAGAAACACGUUGUUACCCCUUCCGAAUCACCCCGUACUUGGUACAUGUGUGUUCUUCUGUCCAUGUGGAUGCAGAAUCCUGCUGUUUAGCUUUGGCUGAGAAAAUUCACUCUGGAUAUGAAGCUCCUCGAAUUCCUACGGAUAAAAGAAUCUUCACCACCACUCACACCCCUGGAUGUGUUUUUCUUGAGAUAGAUGACAGAGCAGUGCCUUUGUUGGGUUACUUACCUCAAGAUUUAAUUGGAACAUCCAUCCUGAUGUAUUUGCACCCAGAAGAUCGUUCUUUGAUGAUUGCUGUUCACCGGAAAAUCCUGAAAUUUGCUGGCCAACCCCCUUUUGAACAUUUACCUAUUAGAUUUUGUACUCAAAAUGGGGAUUAUGUCAUAUUGGAUACCAGCUGGUCCAGUUUUGUGAAUCCUUGGAGCAGAAAAGUAGUGUUCAUCAUUGGCCGACACAAAGUCCGGACAAGCCCUCUGAAUGAAGAUGUCUUUGCUGCAAGAAGUAAAGAAAUGAGCAGUGUUGAGAAAGAGAUAAGAGAAUUGCAAGGGCAAAUUUACAAGCUGCUUUUGCAGCCAGUUCACAGCAAUGUUUCCAGUGGUUAUGGAAGCCUUGGAAGCAAUGGCUCUUACGAGCAUUACAUCAGUAUAGCAUCUUCAAGUGACUCCAAUGGGAAUUGUGCAGAGGAAAUGCAGGAACCAAUGACAUUGCAACAAGUUUGUGCAGAUGUCAACCGAAUAAAGAAUUUGGGACAGCAGCUGUAUAUUGCGUCAAGGAGCAAGCCACAGUAUGGAAAUGAACAGGCUGUGAGCUCAGAAAUGCUGGGAGGGAAGAGGCACACUGCUUCCUGUUUUCGUCAGUCAUUGAGAAGUGAUAGCACAGAAGAACCAGGCAACACAUUUUAUGAUGAUUCAAAGACGACUCCACGUGUUCCUUCCUAUCAGCAGAUCAAUUGUGUUGAUAGUAUCAUCAGAUAUUUAGAGAGCUGCAGUAUCCCAGCAUUGAAAAGGAAAUGUAAAUCUUCUGCAAAUACAUCAUCAUCAUCUUCAGAAGAUGACAAGCAAGUCCAGCAAAGUCAGCGGGAAGUCGAGGCAUUGGAAGUUAAUUCCCAAACUCCAAUGUCUGCUGAUCGGGAAGAGACGCUGAAAGGCCAGACAAAUGCAGGCAUGGUGGGAGCUCCUCUGGCAGACCUGACCCUGUCCAACAAGGCUCCAAGUGUGGUGUCUGUCACCAGCCAGUGCAGUUACAGCAGCACUAUAGUGCAUGUCCCACACCCUGAAUCAGAGGUGACUACAAUGGAGGAUACUGCUGUUGGAAGUGAACAAAUUGAGCUGCUUCCUGUGAAUGCUCAGAGUCUCACUAUGGUACCUGAGGACUUAAAGCCAGUUGGGCUAACAAAAGAGACGUUGUCAGCCCACACUCAAAAGGAGGAGCAGAACUACGUUGACAAGUUCCGCCAGAGGAUCUUGCUCUCUCCGUUUAGGACUUACCUUCGGCAGGGGAGCAGAAGUAACAACAGACGUUCCUGUGGCCCAGGAGAUUCCCCUUCAAAGCAGAUGAGCCCAGCCAGCCGUAAAAAAGGCAAACAUGGAAAAUUCAAGCGCCAGAAACCUCAGAGACAGUCCUCAGAUAGCCACUCUUCUAGUAAAAAUAGAAAUAGUCUUCCAUGUGAGAAGAGAACAAUUCAGAAACAGUCAUUCUCUCCCUCAGAAGUGUCCUAUCUGAGCUCCUCCAGUAUGAAUGUCCUUCCUCCUAUGGGAUUGCCUGUCUAUUCGGAUCCACUGUCUAGUUUUCCAGCCUCUUCUGUAGGAGAGGAGCUUGCCCUUCACUCCUUAAAACCUGAGUCCAUGUCACCAUCACAACUAUGCUGUGAAGCACAGUCAUGCCCAGCACUUUAUCCCCCAAACAUAGGCAUGUUUAUGGCUGUAUUUUUUCAGAGUUUCCCCAUGUAUGCUCAGAUGCCUCCAUAUGUCUUUCUUCCUAGCCCUCAGUAUGUUUAUCCCCCCUCUUCAUAUCCCUGCACUACACUACCUCCAGCCCCCCCUCUUUCUGCCCCGUCACCAAUAGUACUGCACUCUGUGAAUCAGCCCUUUCGAGCCUCUUCUGCCACAUCCAUGGAGGACCAGCAAGAGGGCCAGCGUGACCAGGCCCUACUGCUGAGUAGCUCACGGAGCAGCUCCCCACUUCAGCUGAAUUUGCUUCAAGAAGAGCUGCCAAAACCGAUGGAGCUUUCCAUUAGUACUGAUGUUAAAGCACGUGCAGAAGCUCAAUGUGACAAUGAUCCAGAAGACAGUGGUAACAGUGCUAGCCAUUGUGCUUCUAGUGAAUUUACUGACCGCUUGCUGUACAAGGACUCCCAGCUGGGUACAGGUUCAGCAGCAUCAGGCAGUGGAUCAGCUUUAUCUGGUUCUUUAGGCUCUGGCUCCAAGGAGACUUCUGCUUGUGGCACAGAGAAGAAUCAGGAAGCAGAAGAAAAAGGGGCAGCUCAUAAAUCCAAACAUGAGUCAGCCUGGGUGAUGAUGGAUCACACACCUGAGCGAGUUCUAAUGACUUACCAAAUGCCUAACAGAAUUAAAGAGGAAGUUUUAAAGGAGGAUCUGGAGAAGCUGAUGGUCAUGCGAAAGCAGCAGCCUUGGUUUACAGAUGGGCAAAAGAAGGAGCUUGCGGAGGUGCAUACGUGGAUCAGGACCCAGACUGUCCCACUGCAAAUCAGCACCCAAGGCUGUGUUACAUGUGACAUCAGGGAAGUGAGUUGUGAGGCUGCAAUAGCUGAUGACAAUAUGGAAAACAAGGGAAAAUCACCUCCACUCCUGCAACACUGAAGGCAUCAGCACUUGUGUUAGUAAAACUGCAUGGUGUAAUUCCCAUUG
Molecule: messenger RNA, 3369 nt
Organism: Gavia stellata (red-throated loon)
Lineage: Eukaryota; Metazoa; Chordata; Aves; Gaviiformes; Gaviidae
Gene: PER3
Product: period circadian regulator 3
Exons: 20
Coding region: 1-3321 (1106 amino acids)
Biological process (GO): negative regulation of transcription by RNA polymerase II; entrainment of circadian clock by photoperiod; circadian regulation of gene expression
Cellular component (GO): cytoplasm; nucleus
Molecular function (GO): transcription cis-regulatory region binding; transcription corepressor binding
Source: RefSeq, a predicted model, not a curated record